Molecule: messenger RNA, 1985 nt
Organism: Phymastichus coffea
Lineage: Eukaryota; Metazoa; Arthropoda; Insecta; Hymenoptera; Eulophidae
Product: ribonuclease Phyb-like
Exons: 3
Coding region: 83-835 (250 amino acids)
Biological process (GO): RNA catabolic process
Cellular component (GO): extracellular region
Molecular function (GO): RNA binding; ribonuclease T2 activity
Source: RefSeq, a predicted model, not a curated record
UCUAAGCUUCGCUCAACAUUGUUGUCAGAAUAUUGAUUCUGAUCACUCAAGUAAAAAAGAAGUCAUUACUUCAGUACUGAAAAUGUUCAAAUUUACUUCAAUUUUAAUAGCAGCAUUGUUUGUCAAUCAAAUUACUGCGCAAUUUGACGAGAGAAGCGUUGAUGAUAUUCCACAAAAUCUAACUGCAUGUUAUGAUAUGUUGGUAUUUUCUCAAAGCUGGCCACAGACCAGUUGCUGGAAUUUAAAUAAAGUAUGGACAACUCAAAAAUAUGCUUGUAGUAUGUGUCAAAUGCCAAAAAAUAAAAAUAUCUGGACAAUUCAUGGGCUUUGGCCAUCAAAUAAACAUGGCAAGCACCCAUCUAAUUGUAAUGAUGAAAAAUACAACCCGAACUUAUUAAGCUCUUCGUUAAGAACCAUGAUGAAAGAAAAAUGGCCAACUUUUAAUUUGAAAUUAAGCAUUGAUUCUUUUUGGAGCCACGAAUGGUCAAAACAUGGAACUUGUGCUAUGGCGCUGGAAAGUACAAAUACAUUACCAAAAUAUUUUUCAAAAUCUUUACAAUUGCUGGAUCAGUACAACUUAGGUGUUGUACUUGCUGAUUCCGGAAUCAUUCCAGGGAAAACAUACAAUUACAGUGACCUGUUUACAGUUAUUCAGAAUACUUUAGGCGUUAAAACGUACAUAAAAUGUGCUACAAAUAACAUUACUAAAGAACAAUACGUUCAAGAAUUCAACGUUUGUUUCGACAAGUCAUUUAAGCUUACAGACUGUUCUGAUGAAAAUCGAACAAACUGCAAGUCUGAGAUAAUUUAUCCAAGAAAUGCCAACACAUGUUGAUGUUUGCUCUAAUUAACAUAUAACCAUAAUUGUCGACACUUUUUACUUCAUUUUGUGAAUUUGUUUUAAUAAUUGAUAUAGUUAUGUUGAUGAUACCUACAUAUAUUUUGUAUGACAAAGGAGAAAAAUUCUGCCAUUUUAACAAAUAUACGCAUUUGCACUUGCACAAUAUAAAGCUUGAAGAAAGAGCAAUAGAGUACGGCUAUUUUUACGCCAGACUUUUCGAUAAAAAAGACUUCAUGUUUGCUUAGAACUUUAUUAAAAACUGGAGAUUUCAAUUUAAUAAUUUAUAACAAUAUAAACAAACAGUAAUUUUUAAGACUUUUCAAUUUUCAGGAAAUAAGCGAAUAGUUAACCAUGAAUUAAACAGAACAUGUACCUAUCAUAUUAGAAUAGAUUUUUAGAGUUUGACUAUAUUUUAUUUUUAUAUUUUUGUUUUAAACCUCUCUUAUUUGAAUAUCUUUUACGUACAAUAAUAUAUCAGAAAACGUUCUUAAGUGAACUUUCAGUUUGUCAUACUAUCAAGAUUAUAUGACUUUUACUUACGAUAAAUCUUAUGAGUAAAAUAGUCAUACAAAGUAUGUUAUGCUUUAAAAAUUUAGCCGACAUAGUCAUUUUUUUAUGAUCACUAACAUUUAUUUAUGAAAAUUAAGUCAAUGUUUUACUCAACGUUUUCAUAAUAUGUAAUAAUAUCAUGAAAAAUCAUAUCAUAACCUUUCCGUAUAUAUAUUUUUAUACAAGUUUUUAAAAUCCUUAUACAGGUAAGUUGAAUAUUAUACUUACAUUUCCAAAUACUGCAAAUUAAUAAAGAAUAUAUUUCAAUUUCAUCAUUGACCUUUGAAUUAUGUUAGGCUACGAACGAUAUAAACCUAAAGUAAAAAAUGUUUUCAAGAAAUGUGUUAUCUAAUCAAUAAUUUGAUUUGGUACUGUGCACUGAAGCGAUCUUAAGGCAAUGAAUAAAUACAUUUUCAAAAAAAAAAAAAACAGAUGUCCAGAUUUACUCGAUUUAUUAAGCGAAUGGUUAUUCGCGCUAAUGGAGGAUAAAAGGACUUUAAACUUGAAACCGACAAUUUUGCAUUCUGGCUUAAGUGGAGUAAACAUGGUAUAUAUACUAAAGAAUUGAUAGGACGAAUGCACUGAAAAAGUACUU